GUAGCCCCAACCCCUCGUGGUCAACCGUCUUCCCCAAGGAACGCAAUCUCGCAUAUAUAAGAGUUCUCGCCUGGUCCGGCUGAUACUUCAAUUCUUCCUCCAUCUCCCCACUACAACUUCCUCAAAACCCCCCUCUACAAUAAAAUUAAAACCACAUACCGUCGCCAUGGCUCCCAAGAUCGCUAUCGUUUACUACUCCAUGUACGGCCACAUCGCCCACCUGGCCGAGGCCGAGAAGAAGGGUAUUGAAUCUGCUGGCGGCCAGGCCGACAUCUACCAGAUUGCUGAGACUCUGCCUAAGGAGGUCCUGGACAAGAUGCACGCUCCUGAGAAGAAGGAUCACCCCAUCGCCGACCAGGAAACUCUCCUGAAAUACGACGCUGUGCUCUUUGGUAUCCCUACUCGCUAUGGUAACUUCCCUGCCCAGUGGAAGGCUUUCUGGGACCGCACUGGCGGCAUCUGGGCCACCGGUGGCUACUGGGGCAAGUAUGCUGGCCUGUUCGUCUCCACUGGUACCCUCGGUGGUGGCCAGGAAUCCACCGCCAUUGCUGCCAUGAGCACUCUUUCUCACCACGGCUUCAUCUACGUUCCUCUCGGCUACAAGACCAUGUUUGCCCAGUUGGCCAACCUGAGUGAGGUCCACGGUGGUAGCGCCUGGGGUGCCGGUACUUUCGCUGGCGCGGACGGUUCCCGCCAGCCCAGUGCUCUCGAACUCGAGAUCGCCGAGGGCCAGGGUAAGGCUUUCUACGAGCACGUUGCCCGUGUAAGCUUCGCGUGACUGCAUGGCAGCGAAGAGACCAAGCCCGGGUCGCAGCCUGCCUCUGCAUCACAACAACCACAGCAACAACAAAAAGAACAAACUACAAAGACAGAAGCUUCCAACGCUGCGCAGAAUGGCCAGCAGAACGCACAGGGUACACAAGGGCCAAAGAAGGAGAAGGGCGAGGGACCUUGUGGUCUUCCUAAGUGUGUCAUUUCUUAAUCGGCUCCAUUGUAUACCCACUUGAUCUUUGUGCUUUGUUCGUUUUGUUGUUUGUUCCAACGAUACCUGACUUGAGGUCUGAAAAUCAUACAUACCUACACAUAGUAAUAAAAUACUUCAUGAAUAUUUCAAUAACGAAUGGUGUAUUGUAGCUCAGUAGUAAAAUAGAGGUGGUAAGAAACUCAAAGUAGAUUUCUAUUCUGUUCAUAAUCCGCUUCUGAGAAAUCUCCGAAAAUAAAUAUUCUGUAGAUCUCUAACCCAAUUAGAAUGAAG
This is a messenger RNA of Aspergillus pseudonomiae, 1255 nucleotides long. It is a transcript of the gene pst2, whose product is annotated as putative NADH-quinone oxidoreductase Pst2. The transcript has 4 exons. Bases 167 to 778 code for a protein of 203 amino acids. The record is from RefSeq and is a predicted model, not a curated record. NCBI's taxonomy places the organism in Eukaryota, Fungi, Ascomycota, Eurotiomycetes, Eurotiales, Aspergillaceae. Gene Ontology annotation, molecular function: NAD(P)H dehydrogenase (quinone) activity; FMN binding.